UUGAACUAUUUGAACCGCAGUAUCUAAUCAAUGCGUUACUCCUAAGCGAAUCAUGAUGCCCUCAACUCAUAGUAUAUUAGCUCCGUAUGUACAGAAAAAGGAAGCUAUAAAUGUUUGGGACAGUUAUAAAAAUGGAAAACCAUUACAACUUGUGCAUCGCGUUAACUCGGUUGCGAUUUCCGUAAUACCUCCUUACAAGUAUGGUCUUCCAGAUGGAUAUAAUGUGCAUCUUUACAAAUGUGGUAGCGACAAGCGUUUCCGUAAAUUGAGCGGGUUUUCAGCUCGAGUAGUUUGUUGUAAUUUCAGAAAUGAUGGGAAACUUGUUAUUGUGGGUGAAGAAGGUGGAACUCUGCGUAUCUGUACUACGGACAAAAACAAGUUUCAUCUUCGGAAGAUGAAAGCACACCAGGGUUCGAUUUCAACAGCUUCAUUUUUUUAUGACGGGUUACGCGCAGCUAGUCUUGGAUCAGAUGCAAAUGUUCGAAUUUGGGACGUCACACUGGGUUCUCCAUUAGGGCGUUAUGCGGUUUGCAAUGGAAGCGAAGUUGCUCGUGGUAUGGUAACAGGGAGAAUCGAUAAUAAUCUCUUAUGCUUUGGUGACCUUAAUGGAAAUGUUGCCAUUUACGAUAUACGCGAGCCAAAGCCUGUUCAAAGAAUCAAAUUUCCAUCUGCCGUCUCUGCUCUUGCUCUUAACAAGACAGAUAAAAUUCUGGCUGUUGCUGCUGGUUCAGUUGUACAGUCCUGGGACUUCUCUGCUCAGAAAUUUCAUGACUAUGGAACAAGUCAAGACUUACAUCUUCAUUACAAAGUUAUUACUGGUUUAUUCAUUGAGCAAAAUCCCAUUACAGAUGAAGAAGUUCUUUUGUCUGUUUCGCUAGACAAGCUCGUAAAGUUCACCAGUUUGCUGGAUGGUAAAGAAUUGUAUCAGCUCCAAUGUUCAUCACCAUUGACUGCUAUAGGUGUCACGCCAAAGUGUGAAAGUCUUAUAAUAGGAGGAGAACAUGGCUUCGUUAAAAUCAAACACUACGACCCGAAAAUAGACACAUUUGUCUCGGCUUCAUCUGAGGGGCAAAACAAAGCAUCUUCUAGUGACACAGAGGAUCCGUGUAUGAGUAUAUUGUCUCAGUUUUCAAAGCCAAAUAAAGGCGAUCGCUUUAUGUCAAUGAAAAUGAACGAAUGGCUAGAAGUACCCUUAACUGGUUCUCGCCGUGCUCCCAGGGACUGGUUUUCACCUGAAAAAUCUAAAACAACUGCAAGGCCACAUGUCCCUUUAAUUCAUCAAAAAACGGAAAUAUCACGCAGUGGUCAGUCAUUCCACUCCCAAACCCUGACAAAUACAUAUAAUCGAGUAGAUAUUCUACUUAGACGUUUUAGUCACUCUCGUGCGUUAACGUUAGCUUUAACCUAUCGAUCAUGGACGCGUCAUUUUAAAAGAAAAAUCAUUCCUACUCCUCAAUAUUGUUUAAACUUAGCACUUGCUGUUAUACGAGAAUUAAUAAGAAGAGAUACGUUAGUUGCCGCGAUUGCAGGUAGAGAUAAUCGUCAGUUAGAAUACAUUUUUGGAUUUAUUUACAACAAUAUUUGGCGUAAAGAUUCAUCUGCAGUCUGCUUAGAACUAUAUCACUGUAUAUUAAACACAUAUACUGCUGAGGAACUGGUGAAAAUUCGUGGAUUUGCGAAAGUUACUAGACUGCUCGAACUCACAUCUUCAAACUUCUAUACUCUAAGCAGAAUCGUAGACACAAUUGUAUAUCAGUCCCACAAUUUACCGUAUUCAAAAAAUGAACAAGCCGUAGAAAGAAUGUAUAAUUAUCCCUCAUCUAAUUCGGAAAAUUCACCAGAAUGCAAAGAAACAUCUGUAACUAAUAAGCGUAGAAAACUUGAUGUUACUUAGUUAUUGUAAUCCUGUAUAGUGAAAAUAAAUCUCCUUUCUGACAUUCAUGAUUGUGGUUACCAGUCGGGCUUUCAGGUAAUACAGCUUUGUUAUUGUCUGCAAACGAGUUUCUGUUGGAACAAUAAAAGAUUCCCACAAAAUUCAACUGCAACCACUCAAAAAAUUCCAAUUGGCAUUUCAGUACUUUUAAAGCACUUGGGUAAAGUGGGAUCUAACAAUUCAAAAUCUAUACCCUUAGUGGUUGAUUCUUCCAAACACCGAGAUUUCCCAUAAAUACCGGUCCUUUUCACAAUAUAUCAUCUUCAGUCUAAAUUACACUAAAGUUUCUGAAUUCCUUUUAUCCUCUCAGUUGCUUAAGGUUAUUUCCUUUUAGUUUACUGAUGUCAAGCAUGGCAACUUGAAACUAAGCAAGUUCGUACCAGAUACUACUUUAACUGCUGUCAACAGUUUAGGAUGGUGCUAUGUUUGAAGCGAUUACGAGUUCACCUAAUCUGAGAACGGAACGAAGACUGUGACACGAUGAACAACAAGCUAGCUAUUUCGGUGCGUCCCAUCCCCGCUGACUAGAGAGAGAGGUCCAAGUUCAGAAGGGGGAAAUAUGUUCCACAAGCAGCCAGGAAACAAAAAACAAGAAGCACAACUUAAGCGUAUAUAUACAGCAUAAAAAUCUCAUUGGGAAGCGUUACAAAAUACCAUACUAAAAGAUACAACGAACCGAUAGCGUUUAAGAUCUUCCCAAGUGGGAAAUACGACAUAAAGAUGAAAAUUGGUGCUUUCGGCGCGAAAACAAGAAAUUCAAAUUUUUAAAAUGGAAUUAUAAAAAUAAG
This is a messenger RNA of Schistosoma rodhaini, 2721 nucleotides long. The record is from the annotation of a GenBank genome assembly. NCBI's taxonomy places the organism in Eukaryota, Metazoa, Platyhelminthes, Trematoda, Strigeidida, Schistosomatidae.